UCUCCGGCACUCAGUGCGCGCAGCUCGUGCCAGCAGCUGAGAAACUAAUGAGCCGCAAUCGAGACACCUCAUGUCGGACAGUACACGGGGUUUAUACUAACUUUAACACGCGGAUACGGAUCUGACCAAAAAGGGUUGUAGAUAUAGAGGAAAAAGGACAGGACAUUUGUCUUUCGAAAUCUGAAGUGCCCCGGUGCCAGCAGUAUAGGUCAACCCAACCGGAACACUGCAGAACAAUAGAGACCCAACCCAGAGAAUGUCCUAGAGAUGGCUAUCAAAAAGCAAAUAAUCAAGCUCAUUAGCUGCCUUCCUCCAAGACAACCAUCCCUGAAAGGAUUAACAGAAAAAGGAAGUUAGAAGGAGUGAAACAAGAGAGGGGAAAAGGAGAAACUUAUUCCAAGUGAAUGCUGACUGCCAUUUCUGCUGCUUUGUGGUGAGGAGAACAUCUCAUUUGGGAGUGAUUUUGGAUUGCGGGAAAAGGAUUACCCUAUGCCCUGCCCGUUUAUCCAAAUGCCUGUAUAAAUGUAUAAAUAUUCCAUGGAGAUAUUGAUUUGUCCCUUUUCCAAAAGUGCCUAACAAAGAGACAAAAUAUAGCAAAGCCCAGCAUCCAACUCUCCCACUUAAACCUCUCAGAUUGAUACCUCAAUCUUGGAAUGCCUCAAAAACUAUUUUUAUAAGAGUCCUAUAAAUGGAUCCCUGACAGUCCCCAACGUCUAUAUCCUGCGAGUAUUCUAAGAUACAUCAGAUCUUGAAGCUGUAUUGGACUAGUAAUUUCCCAAAGGAUUGCUUUAACCAAGGCCUCUCUUGUAUUUUGUGGUAGGCCAAGGCAGCUGCUGUCCAUUCUGUUUGGAUGCAUUUUUCCAGAAUUCCAAAAUGAAGCCCUUAACACCAAUUGGUUCACCCUCUCCGCUGCGGCUCCUCAACAAGGGGCCAGAUUACCUGCGUAGGCAAAUGGAUGCAGGAAGCAGGGGUCGCUCCAUCAGUGCAGUGGAGCGUCUUGAAGCCGACAAGGCGAAGUAUGUCAAGAGUCAACAGGUCAUCAAUACCAAGCAAGAGCCCGUGUUGGUGCCCUGUGCCACCCCUCCACCCUUGCCCCGUCGCAACUUCACAGUGUCUAGUCCCUCAACUCCUGUUCUACCUCCCCGAAGACCCUCUGUCCCUUUCUCUUCACUGGUUUUCUCAAGAGAUGAGAAUGAGGAUGACUCCAAGAAGGAGAACUGUCAAAACGAGACUGUUGUAGAAACACACAAUCGCAACAAUGCAACUAAGCCACCCGCACCGUCUCAUAGAACCCCAACAACUACACCAUUAGUCGCCCCACACAGUGCGCCAAUAAUGCGUAGGAGCAAUGGCAAACGCAUGCUACGUCCAGACUCCCUGAUCAUAUAUAGACAGAAAAAAGAAUGCAAGAGUCCCAGCAGUUGUGGCAGAAACGUCAACAUGGAGGCCAAGGGCUACAGUUUUGUAAGAAGACUCUUCCAAAGUUCUAUGCGUGAGAAGAGCAAUGGGAGCGACUCAGCUCAAAAAAUGGUGAUAAAUGAGGAAAAGGGGUCCUCCUCUCGAGAUGGGGACUCUCGAAUGUCCUGGUCCAAUGACAAAGACACUGUUGAUGGGGGAAAUGGGACCAGGAGAUCGAGUAGAUCUGAACGCGAGGACUCAAUGGCGGAGCCUCACAAUGACAACACUGGAUUUGUGGAGAAGCAAUCGAAGAACAGCAUGAUUAACUGUGUACGAAACAGUGUGGGUAACUGUAAUAAUAAUGAUAUGGACCCAUGGAAGCCUGUUAUACCUCGAAUGCGGUCCGAUUUGAAACGUUCCAAGUCGGACUUACGACUUCGCUGCUCGCUUGCAAUGUCCGAGCAAGAGCGGUUCUUCGACUUCUGUGGAUUGGACUUUGAUAUGGUGGAAAGGCUUGGACCAGAGAAAUUUCUAGCAGGGGCCAGUUCAGUUGACACACUCUCACUUCUAUUGAGGAGCGUUGGAGGUGGAGGAGGCUCGGAGCCCAGUGAGUUUUCUCGACACUCCGGUGAAGGGCUGUUCCAGGAGGAGCUAACAGAGCAGAUCCCGACAGGUGUGUCCAUUAUUGAGAGAAAUGCGCGUGUUAUAAAGUGGCUCUAUGGUUGCAGGAAUGCAGCCCAGGAAGGCCCCAAAGAGUCCACUGUUUGAUUACCCUGGUAACAGAAACAAAAGACUUUUAUUCUGGACUGUUGCCUGGAGCAGUGUUCCAAUACGACACUUAUGACAGAUUAUGUUGUAUUUAUUUAAUGUGGAAGAAUUGUAUUUAUUCAGCUUUUCACAGCCAGCACAAGCUAAUUUUCUCAUGUUUAAGGUGAAGUGUGUAAAUCCAAACAGAAUUGCAAAAAUUAUGACUUUUUAAUCAGAUUUCAUAAACACUCCCCCUUCUUCCAUUGGCCAAACAGAUAGCCCUGCCCCAAACUCACACUAUUGGUUGAGCCAAUCUUGCUGUGUCGGGCUGGUCAAGAUGCUCAAACAAACAGCCAUUUUUUUUUAUAGCGCCACAGAGUCACAGUGUUUACAGUUUUCAGGGGAAUCAACCUACUAAUAGCAUACUUUAUGUUGUCUCUGCAUAUUAAGCUGGGAUAUGAGAAAGUAUUUUGCCAAUGAAAAAAAUUACACAAUUCACAGUUCAGUCACAGAUAAAGCUGUAUAUUGACAUCUUCAUUACCUACACUGUCUUUGUAGUGAUGUAAUUUCCUGUUUUCUGUAUAUAGAAAAACAUAUAUAAGACCGUCCUGUUACUUUUGUUCAGAAACAUGUGUUAUUUGCUAAACAUAACUGUAAGAAUAUCUCAGUCGAUGAAUAAUUUAAACCUGAAAACCACUAAGCUUUUCUGCGGGGCUGGGAAACUGAUGCAUAAGUACUAAAUGAACCAUGUGUACCUCAUUUCCCGACUGUCCCAGUUUAGUUUGUGUGUUGGCUUUUUUUCCUUAAACGCAGGCGUUGGAACAAACACACAGAGCACCCCUGUGGGGAUAUUAAUGCACUGAAUUGAAAAAAGAAAGAGAGAUGGAGAGAGAGAGAGCUAUAUACUGUACAAAAAACUUAUUUUAAACACUGAGUGAAUGCAAAUGAGUAUGCAGGGCGUUAAGAGCAACCUAAAUGACUUUUAUUUGUCUUAAGCCAAAGAUAUGACUGUAUACUGCUGUACACUGGCUCUGUUCCAAACCUCAGUGAGCUGUCUCACUGUUUACUGUCUAUAGACAGCUGCAUUCUAAGGCAGCAUCCUAACUGAAAUGGAACAUCAUUAGGAUGUGAACUGAAACGCUCUACUGUACACAGGCAGCAAGAAACUGUUAUUAAUCUCUCAGGAACGCCGCACUAGAUACAAAAGAGUCUGACAUUAGCAUGUUGCUAAGCUAACAACUUGAUAGUCUAAUAAAAACAAAGAAAUAAGUGACACAGAAAUAUUGGGUGAAAUAGUCUGCUGUUAAUUAGAUGGACUUAUUUUUCACCAAUACUUUCCAGUUCUGAGUAAACUUUUAAAUAUUGGAUUACAUUUUUUACUGAGAUAGUCAUAGGGAUAGCCUUGGGCGUGAGAUUAGAAGCAAAGUUGCCUUAGAUUUUGGUCCCACAUGUGGUGUCUUCACAACAUAACAACAUAACUUCACUGCCAACAGUUUAGAACAACCUUUGCGUCUAAAAAUGUCUACAUGCAGCAUAGGCAGUCGGCUUAUUAGUGUUUGGAACAGAGACACUGUUUUGUCCCUCAUGGAAAUUCUUAGUUUCAUUCCCAUGUUUAAUUAUUACAUAAAUGGUCUUUAUCUUAAUUAUUGUGAUGAUAAAUAAUGGUCGUUUGCACGUUUGUCUUGAGGAAACUCCUUUGGCGACACAUUCUUCCAUAUGUACUUGAUAAUAACACUUAUGUGUUUCAUUCACAAAAGUAAACAGCUUAGCAAAGUAGGGGACAUAAUGGCAGACAGACACUCCUGAUGUAGAAAACAGUGAUCUGUUCCCAAACUGAAGGAGACCUUUGACAGUUCCUCCCAACUAAACUCAUGAAUCAGUCACUGAUUUCCUUUUGUCGUAAUGAAUCCUGCCUGAUUGGAGGCGUUAAUAAGUCUCUAUGAUCCCACUGAUAAGUGAAGCAGAGGUCCACUGUGGUAUGUACAGGCCAGACUGAGGCUGCAGACAAAGAUGUACAAAUGCGAUACGCAAUCUUUCCAUUAGAAAUUCCUGAACCUUUUUUGUGUGUUGUGAUUUGUGUGUGUGACUCAUCCCCAAUGUCAAAGAAGCAUCAAGUCUUCCAAAGCACCCGAAAUCUCUCUUGCAUGUUUGCAAUCCUGUCGUAAAUGUUUCUAUAAAGAAGACAUUUAGAUUUCAAUCCAAAGAGAUAUUGUACAGAAAAUCCAAAUAAAGUCAUA
This is a messenger RNA of Myxocyprinus asiaticus (Chinese sucker), 4382 nucleotides long. RefSeq names its product protein FAM110B-like. The transcript is spliced from 2 exons. NCBI's taxonomy places the organism in Eukaryota, Metazoa, Chordata, Actinopteri, Cypriniformes, Catostomidae. The record is from RefSeq and is a predicted model, not a curated record. The coding region runs from base 874 to 2166 and encodes 430 amino acids.